AUGACAGUUCAAAAGCCGUAUUUCAGAGCAUUUGCUGUGUCAUUUUCAUUUAGUGUCAUUUGUAAGCAGUUUUUUUUUAUAAAAUCGUUGGUUGUUCGCAGGUCCGGACUAUAUAAAUAUACAUUAGUAUGGCAUCUGAACGUUAUAGUUUCUCUUUAACAACAUUUAGUCCGUCGGGCAAAUUGGUUCAACUAGAAUAUGCUUUGGCUGCUGUAGGUGCAGGUGCCCCCUCAGUUGGUAUUAUGGCUUCUAAUGGAGUUGUUAUUGCUACUGAAAACAAGCAUAGCUCCACUCUUCACGAAGAACAUAGUGUAAACCGAGUUGAGAUGAUUACCAGUCAUAUCGGCGUAGUGUAUUCGGGUAUGGGCCCUGAUUAUCGUUUAUUGGUUAAACAAUCCCGUAAAAUUGCACAAAAUUAUUAUAUGCAAUACAGAGAGCUAAUACCGGUAUCGCAACUGGUUCAAAGAGUUGCUACUCUAAUGCAAGAAUACACUCAAACAGGGGGUGUUCGGCCCUUUGGAGUGUCUUUGCUGAUUUGUGGUUGGACUGCUGGUCGACCUUACUUAUUUCAAUGUGAUCCCUCGGGAGCAUUCUUUGCUUGGAAAGCUACUGCGUUGGGAAAAAAUUCCGUAAAUGGAAAAACAUUUUUAGAGAAAAGGUAUAGCGAAGAUCUGGAAUUAGAUGACGCAGUGCACACUGCUAUUUUAACUCUUAAAGAAGGUUUCGAGGGCAAAAUGACAGCUGACAACAUUGAAGUUGGAGUUUGCGAUGCUAACGGAUUUAAACGUUUGGACCCAUCCACAAUUAAGGAUCAUUUAGCUAACAUACCAUAAAUAUACAUUACUUAUUACUCGAGGUUUAAAAAAAAUAUAAACACUUUUGUAUAUGUAUGACUCUUUA
Teleopsis dalmanni is the source of this 900-nucleotide messenger RNA. RefSeq names its product proteasome subunit alpha type-2 (gene Prosalpha2). Lineage: Eukaryota; Metazoa; Arthropoda; Insecta; Diptera; Diopsidae. Gene Ontology annotation, cellular component: proteasome core complex, alpha-subunit complex; proteasome core complex. Bases 129 to 833 code for a protein of 234 amino acids. The record is from RefSeq and is a predicted model, not a curated record. Gene Ontology annotation, biological process: ubiquitin-dependent protein catabolic process. The transcript has 5 exons.